Messenger RNA from Hipposideros armiger (great roundleaf bat), 6221 nucleotides. It is a transcript of the gene PLXNB3, whose product is annotated as plexin B3. Gene Ontology annotation, molecular function: protein binding; semaphorin receptor activity. The transcript is spliced from 36 exons. Gene Ontology annotation, cellular component: semaphorin receptor complex; plasma membrane. Bases 165 to 5876 code for a protein of 1903 amino acids. Lineage: Eukaryota; Metazoa; Chordata; Mammalia; Chiroptera; Hipposideridae. The record is from RefSeq and is a predicted model, not a curated record. Gene Ontology annotation, biological process: semaphorin-plexin signaling pathway; regulation of cell migration; regulation of GTPase activity.
UUGGGCACGGUUGCAUUGUGGGGAGGGAGGCCGGGGCUCCACAGGGACGCACUCCUGGCACCACCAGCUGCUCCUCAGCCCCUGCCGGCGGCCCACUCAAGGCAAUGCCCCCCACAGCUGUCUUGUUCCCGUCACCACUGCCCCGGGGCAGCUGAAGUGAGGAGAUGUGCCUCCCUCUGUUGCUCCACUUCUCAACGGCCCCCGUGACGGCUCCCUGGCCUCCCUUCGGCCCCCACCUCCUGCUCGUGCUGCUGCUGCUAUGCCCACCGCUGCCCCUGGCUCAGGCCCAUCGCUUCUCUGCACUCAACACCACCUUCAACCACUUGGCACUGGCGCCCGGCCGGGGCACGCUCUAUGUAGGUGCGGUGAACCGCCUGUUCCAGCUUAGCCCCGAACUGCAGCUCGAGGCUGAGGCUGUCACCGGCCCUGUCUUCGAUAGUCCCGACUGCGUGCCUUUCCGUGACCCGGCCGAGUGCCCGCAGGCCCAGCUCACCGACAAUGCCAACCAGCUUCUGCUGGUGAGCAGCCGGGCCCAGGAACUGGUGGCCUGCGGGCAGGUGCGGCAGGGUGUGUGUGAGAAGCGGCACCUUAAAGACGUGGCCAAGCUGUUGUACCAGGCCGAGGACCCCGGUGAUGGGCAGUUUGUGGCCGCCAAUGCCCCAGGAGUGACCACAGUGGGUCUGGUGGUGCCUGCGCCAGGCCGGGACCUCUUGCUGGUGGCCAGAGGCCUGGCAGGCAAGCUGUCAGGAGGGGUGCCACCCUUGACUGUGCGCCAACUGGCUGGGCCACAGCCCUUCUCCAGCGAGGGCCUGGGUCGCCUCGUGGUGGGAGACUUCUCCGACUACAACAACAGCUACGUGGCAGCCUUUGCCAAUGCCCGCUCUGCCUACUUCGUCUUCCGUCGCCGUGGGGCCCGGGUGCAGGCCGAGUACCGCUCCUACGUGGCCCGAGUCUGCUUGGAAGAUGCCAACCUUUACUCCUACGUGGAAGUGCCCCUCAGCUGCCAGGGCCAGGGCCUCGUUCAAGCUGCCUUCCUUGCCCCGGGCACCUUGCUGGGGGCAUUUGCCGCAGGCCCAAGGGGGGCACAGGCGGCCCUGUGUGCCUUUCCCCUGGCUGAGCUGGACAGGAGCAUGGAGCAGGCCCGGCGCCUUUGCUACACAGCAGGCGGCCGGGGACCCAGUGGCAUGGAGGAAGCUACUGUGGAGUAUGGCGUCACUUCGCGCUGCGUCACCCUGCCCCCUGACUCCCCUGAGUCAUACCCCUGUGGCGAUGAGCACACCCCCAGCCCCAUUGCUGGCCGCCAGCCCUUUGAAGCCAGGCCUCUGCUGCAGCUCGGGCAACCCAUCAGUGCCAUCGCAGCCCUCCAGGUGGAUGGACACAUGGUAGCCUUCCUGGGAGACACUCAGGGCCAGCUGCAUAAGGUCUUUCUCAAUGGCUCCCAAGGCCAAGUGUACCACUCCCAGCAAGUGGGGCCUCCAGGCUCAGCCAUCAGCCCAGACCUGCUGGUGGACAGCAGCGGCAGCUACCUCUAUGUCCUGACUGCCCAGCAGGUGGACCGGGUACCUGUGGCAGCCUGCCCCCAGUUCCCUGACUGCACCAGCUGCCUCCAGGCCCAGGACCCACUGUGCGGCUGGUGCAUCCUCCAAGGCAGGUGUACCCGCAAGGGCCAAUGUAGGCGGGCAGCCCAGCCUAACCAGUGGCUGUGGAGCUAUGAGGACAGCCACUGCCUGCAUGUGCAGAGCCUGCUGCCGGCCCAUCACCCCCGCCAGGAGCAGGGCCAGGUGACAUUGUCUGUCCCCCGGCUGCCCACCUUGCCUAUGGAUGAAUACUUCCAUUGUGCCUUUGGAGACUACGACAGCUUGGCUCAUGUGGAAGGGCCCCAUGUGGCGUGUGUCAGCCCUCCUCAAGACCAGCUGCCACUUAACCCUCCAGGCACAGACCAUGUCACGCUGUCCCUGGCCCUGAUGUUUGAGGACGUGGUUGUGGCUGCCACCAACUUCUCCUUCUACGACUGCAGUGCUGUUCAGGCCUUGGAAGUGACUGCCCCGUGCCGCGCUUGUGUGGGCAGCCUCUGGCGAUGCCACUGGUGCCCCCAGAGCAGCCGCUGUGUAUAUGGCGAGCAAUGUCCAGAGGGCCAGAGGACCAUCUAUAGCACCCAGGAGGUGGACAUCCAGAUGCGUGGCCCAGGGGCUUGUCCUCAGGUUGAGGGCCUGGCGGGACCCCUCCUGGUGCCCGUGGGCUGGGAGAGCCGUUUGGCCCUGAGAGUAAGGAACCUUCAGCAUUUCCGAGGCCUGCCAGCCUCCUACCACUGUUGGCUAGAACUGCCCGGAGAACUACGGAAGCUAUCAGCCUCCCUAGAAGAGAUGACUGGGGAUGCAGGCCUCAUCUACUGCCAGGCCCAGCAGCUCCACCCCUCCAUGGCCCAGAGGGAGCUCCCAGUGCCCAUCUACGUCACUCGGGGCAAGGGCCAGCGGCUGGACAAUGCCGGCACUCUUCAUGUGACCCUGUACGACUGUGCCGUGGGCCACCCUGACUGCAGCCACUGCCAGGCAGCCAAUGAGAGCCUGGGCUGCCUAUGGUGCAGCCACGGCCAGCCUGCCUGUCGCUACGGGCCACUAUGCCCGCCCGGGGCCGUGGAGCUGCUAUGUCCCACACCCAGCAUUGACACAAUUGAACCUCUGACCGGCCCCCCUGAAGGUGGCUUGGCCCUCACCAUCCUGGGCUCCAACCUGGGCCGGGACUUUGCCGAUGUGCAGAAUGCCGUGAGUGUGGCUGGCCAGCCCUGCAGCCCCGACCCCUCUCUCUACCGCACUUCUGCCCGGAUUGUGUGUGUGACAUCUCCUGCCCCCAACGGCACCACGGGACCAAUCCAAGUGGCCAUUAAGAGUCGGCCACCCGGCAUCUCAACCCAGCACUUCACCUAUCAGGACCCCGUCCUGCUGAGCCUGAGUCCCCAGUGGGGCCCCCAAGCAGGGGGCACCCAGCUCACCAUCCAUGGGCAGCACCUCCAGACGGGAGGCAACGUCAGUGCUUUUGUGGGCAGCCAACCCUGUCCUAUCCAGGAGCCAGUGUGUCCUGAGGCCAUUGUGUGCCACACCAUGCCCCAGGCGGGGCCAGGAGAAGCUGUGGUUCGUGUGGUCUUUGGCCAUGCCCAGCGCACGCUGCUGGCCAUCUCUUUCCGCUAUACUGCCAACCCGCAGCUCAUGGCGGCAGAGCCCAGCGUCAGCUUCCGGGGGGGCGGGCGGCUGAUUCGAGUCAGGGGCAAGGACCUGAAUGUGGUGCAGCAGCCCCUGCUGUCAGUGUGGCUGGAGGCCACGGCAGAGGUGCAGGCUGUGGGAGCCAAGCCCCAGGACCGGAGGAGGAGCUGCAGGGCCCCUGCUUCAGCCCCUCAGGCUUGUGUCCAGCUUGAGGGGAGCUUACUGCAGUGCUCCACCGUCUGCUCCAUCAACUCCUCCAGCCUCCUCCUCUGCCAGAGUCCCGCCGUGCCAGAUGGGGCACACCCCCAGAGGGUCUUCUUCACCCUAGACAACAUGCACGUGGAUUUCGCCAGUGCCAGUGGGGGCCAGGACUUCCUAUACCAGCCCAACCCCCGGCUGGCCCCCCUCAGCCGAGAGGGGCCCGCCCGCCUCAAGCCGGGCAACGUCCUGGACGUGGAGGGCGAGGGCCUCAACCUGGGGAUCAGCAAGGAGGAGGUGCGCGUGCACAUCGGUGACGGGGAGUGCCUGGUGAAGACGCUCACGCUCACCCACCUGUACUGUGAGCCACCCCCACGGGCCCCGCAGCCUGCCAAUGGCUCCAGCACCCUGCCACAGUUUGUGGUGCAGAUGGGCAACCUGCGGCUGGCCCUGGGCCCGGUCCAGUAUGAGGCUGAGCCCACACAGUCUGCCUUCCCUGUGGAGGCCCAGGUGGGACUGGGCAUGGGUGCUGCUCUGCUGACCGCCGCCGUGCUCCUCCUCACCCUCAUGUACAGGCAUAAGAGCAAGCAGGCUCUGCGAGACUACCAGAAGGUUCUGGUGCAGCUGGAGAACCUGGAGAUUGGCGUGGGUGACCAGUGCCGCAAGGAGUUCACAGACCUGAUGACCGAGAUGACUGACCUCAGCAGCGACCUGGAGGGCAGCGGGAUCCCCUUCCUGGACUACCGCACAUACGCCGAGCGAGUCUUCUUCCCUGGGCACAGUGGCUGCCCGCUGCAGCCCAUGUUCGAAGGGCCAGGGGAAGAGGGCCACCGUGCCCCUGUGCGCCAGGGCCUCACGCAGCUCUCCAAUCUGCUCAACAGCAAGCUUUUUCUCCUCACACUCAUCCACACGCUGGAGGAGCAGCCCAGCUUUUCUCAGCGGGACCGCUGCCACGUGGCUUCACUGCUGUCCCUAGCAUUGCACAGCAAGCUCGAGUACCUGACCGACAUCAUGAGGACACUGCUUGGCGACCUGACCGCCCAUUAUGUGCACAAGAAUCCCAAGCUCAUGCUGCGCAGGACAGAGACCAUGGUGGAGAAGCUGCUCACCAACUGGCUGUCCAUCUGUCUCUACGCCUUCCUGAGGGAGGUGGCUGGUGAGCCAUUGUACAUGCUCCUCCGGGCCAUCCAGUACCAGGUGGAUAAGGGCCCUGUGGACGCUGUGACAGGCAAGGCAAAACGGACCCUGAACGACAGUCGCCUGCUGCGGGAGGAUGUGGAGUUUCGGCCCCUGACGCUGAUGGUGCUGGUGGGCCCCGGGGCUGGCGGGGCUGCAGGGAGCAGCGAGGCACAGCGCGUGCCUGCCCGGGUGCUCGAUACAGACACCAUCACCCAGGUGAAGGAGAAGGUGUUGGACCAAGUCUACAAGGGUACCCCCUUCUCUCAGAGGCCUGCCGUACACACCCUAGACCUUGAGUGGCGCUCAGGCCUGGCUGGUCACCUAACCCUGUCUGACGAGGACCUGACCUCGGUGACCCAGGACCACUGGAAGAGACUCAACACUCUACAGCACUACAAGGUCCCGGAUGGGGCCACAGUGGGGCUCAUCCCCCAGCUGCACAACAGAGGCACUGUCUCCCAGAGCCUGGCCCAGAGCUGUCCCUCCAGGGAGAACAUCCCCAUGCUGGAGGAUAGUGAGGAGGGUGGGGUCCGCCUCUGGCACCUGGUGAAAGGCACUGAGGAGCCAGACGGGGCCAAGGCGCGGCGCAGCAGCCUGCGGGAACGGGAACGGGAGCGGGCACGGGCCAAGGCCAUUCCAGAAAUCUACCUCACCCGCCUGCUCUCCAUGAAGGGCACACUGCAGAAAUUUGUAGAUGACACCUUCCAGGCCAUCCUCAGCGUGAACCGGCCCGUGCCCAUUGCUGUCAAGUACCUGUUUGACUUCCUGGAUGAGCUGGCAGAGAAACAUGGCAUCGAGGACCCGGAGACCUUACACAUCUGGAAGACUAACAGCCUGCUGUUGCGGUUCUGGGUGAACACCCUGAAGAACCCACAGCUCAUCUUUGACGUGCGGGUGUCGGACAACGUGGACGCCAUCCUCGCCGUCAUCGCCCAGACCUUCAUUGACUCCUGCACUGUCUCAGAGCAUAAAGUGGGCCGGGAUUCCCCGGUGAACAAACUGCUCUACGCCCGGGAGAUUCCUCGCUACAAGCAGAUGGUGGAGAGAUACUACUCCGACAUUCGCCAGAGCUCUCCAGCCAGCUACCAGGAGAUGAACUCAGCUCUGGCUGAGCUCUCGGGGAACUACACCUCUGCUCCCCACUGUCUGGAAGCUCUGCAAGAGCUCUACAACCACAUCCACAGGUAUUAUGACCAGAUCAUCAGUGCCCUGGAGGAGGACCCUGUGGGCCAGAAGAUGCAGCUGGCCUGCCGCUUGCAGCAGAUCGCCGCCCUGGUGGAGAACAAGGUGACUGACCUGUGAGCUCAGGCCACAGCGGGCACCCGAGGCCCACCAGCUUGGAGAGCAGCAAGCAGGACCUGCUACCACAGUGCCUUAUGGCCCCUGGAUCGAGCCAGCGACCGGAAGAGGGGCCGGGAGAGGCGGGGGAGGGGAGGGGCGUCCCUGACACCUCUGCCCCCACUCCGCCCUUCCUCCCCCUCCGGGCUUCUUUCUAAUUUAUAGUGAUCCUUCCCCUUCCCCUCCCCCCACAUUGUAUUUAUUUGCUUGCUGGAGAAUUGCUUCUGGAAAUAAAAUAGAAAUCUGUCUUUUUAGUAAAAGCCCAAUCCCCAGUCCCUGCCUUCCCCCUGGAGUCUACACAGCCCUCUC